This is a messenger RNA of Priapulus caudatus, 1593 nucleotides long. RefSeq names its product senecionine N-oxygenase-like. The record is from RefSeq and is a predicted model, not a curated record. The coding region runs from base 240 to 1535 and encodes 431 amino acids. NCBI's taxonomy places the organism in Eukaryota, Metazoa, Priapulida, Priapulimorpha, Priapulimorphida, Priapulidae. Gene Ontology annotation, molecular function: N,N-dimethylaniline monooxygenase activity; flavin adenine dinucleotide binding; NADP binding. The transcript is spliced from 5 exons.
GCGAUAGCGAUUCCGAGGCGAUCGUCGGAUCGACCUUUAUCGGGUUUUAUUCCCAAUACGGUUGAACAGCAACGACAAGCGAAACGUAUCGAUGACGUCACUGUUCUGAUGUAUGUACGAUACUAUAUUGCACAGCCUAUGCCUGACGAGCUUGAACCGUUCUACAGCAUAUGUUUUGGGUGUUGGUUGACUCAGCCUAGUUCCUGUAGCCACCUUCGUGUUGUGUGUGAAACGGCAUCAUGAUGCAAGAGAAGAAGAAGGCGAGUAUAGCCGUGAUCGGCGCUGGGCCGUCUGGACUCAUAGCCUCACGGAUUCUGAGCAACCUUCCCGGAUUCGAACAUGAGGUGUUUGAACGUUGCAGCAGCGUAGGAGGACAGUGGGUAUACACCGAUAGGACUGGUAUUGGUGAGGACGGAUAUCCGGUUCACUCGGCCGCCUAUGCAAAUCUGCUGUCGAACGGAACCAGGCGACUAAUGGAAUUCCCGGAUUUCAAGUUCCCAGAUGGCACUCCGACAUUCCCAAGCCGUGCUCAGAUACACAAGUACCUUGAGUCGUACGCUGACCAUUACCACCUACGUGAUCGCAUACAUCUGAAGCACAUCGUGACAUCUGUCAAACGCAUCGACGGUGGCGACGCCCAUCGGCCGAGGUGGUUACUAACGAUCAAGAAUACAACAACGGGAGCCGAGCGCACGGGGGAGUUUGACGCCGUGUUCGUGUGCACGGGGCAUUACUCCACGCCGUACAUCCCGACUAUAGCGAGCAUAGAAAAUUUCCGCGGAGUUGUCCUUCAUAGUCACGACUACCGCCACCCGGAGCCGUAUGCUGGUAAAAGCGUCACAAUACUGGGAGGCGGGCCCAGUGCUUUCGAUCUAGCUCUCGAUCUCGGUCGACACGCAUCAAACGUGAUCGUAAGCGUUGGUCAGGCAGACAGGUUGAAACUACAAGAACAAUACGCUGCGGGCAAACUGCCUCCAAACAUCAUCGUCGUAAAGUGGCCAGAAGUCAUCGGGGAAAACGCAAUCCGAUUUGCCGACAGAGAUUCAGCCGAUGACGUCGACGCUAUCAUCUACUGCACGGGCUACCGCCACAGCUACCCGUUUCUGGACGAGUCGUGUGGCAUAACCAUCAAAGGCGGGAAACGCGUGCGCCCUCUAUUCAAGCACAUGAUAAACACAAAGUACCAGACGAUGAUGUUCAUUAAUGCCAUGGUCAACGUUUUCGACUUCACUUUGGCUUAUGCGCAGGUUCCUUUCGCAGUGAAGAUACUCGACGGUUCCCUGCAGCUUCCCAGCGAGGAGGCGAUGAAUGCCGACACGGAAGACGAGUAUGAGCGCCGUCUGGCGGCCGGCAAGACUCUGUACCAUGCGCACAGGUGGGACGAUGCCACCACGUUCAGUUCUGAACACUACUACACAGAUUUAAUAGCGUACGCGGGAUUGGAUCACAUGUUGGUGGGCGAAAGCCAGGUUAAGAUACUCGAAGCAAGAGUGGUGGACAACAUCUACACUUACAGAGACGAGGUCAACAUUUGAAUAUAUAUAUAUACAGGCCCGUAGCCAGCUUUAUAUUGGGUGGGGGUUCGUUUUUAAA